AUGGCAGUUGCAAAUCAUUUUGAUCCAGUUAAUAGAAGUGUGAAGGAUGAAGCCCAAAAGAAAUUGAUUGGGAUUGAUGAAGAAUUCUUUGAUUCUAUCUUCAAAUUGGAAAAGAUUCUUCCUAGAAUUGACAGCACUACUCAAACUGGGUUUGUUAAAAGGCGAUAUAUUCUGGAAAACCUAAUUACCUAUUGGGAGUCACUCCACUGGGCUAAGGAAUCAAGAAAAAAUGGGGCCAUGCUUCUUAUAGAUUUUGAGAAAGCCUAUGCCAGAAUUGAAUGGGAAUAUAUUAUUCAGAUGCUCCAUUCAUUAGGGUUUCCUGCUGAAUUUUGCAGAAUGGUUAAAACUUUGUUAAGUGAUGCCAAUGCCUCUGUAGAAGUUCAUGGUAUAAGAUCUCCCAACUUUGCUCUCACUAGAUUAAUUAGGCAGGGAUGUCCCCUUGCCCUUGCCUUAUUUGUCCUUGUUGUUGAUGCUAUGUUCUAUAUCCUAAAGGAUUUCUCUAUCACUCCACCUGUUAAAGCAAUCUCCCUUCCUAACAGAGAUGAAAUUGUUAAUAUUCAAUUUGCAGAUGACACUGCAAUUUUGCUUAACCUAGAAGAGGAUAACCUUGAUGCACUUUUGAAAAAUAUUGAACUCUUCUGCCUAGCAUCUGGUAGUAGAAUUGCUUUGCAUAAAUCCAGUCUUCUUGGCUAG
Messenger RNA from Cryptomeria japonica (Japanese cedar), 693 nucleotides. RefSeq lists its product as uncharacterized. The record is from RefSeq and is a predicted model, not a curated record. The transcript has 2 exons. Lineage: Eukaryota; Viridiplantae; Streptophyta; Pinopsida; Cupressales; Cupressaceae. The coding region runs from base 1 to 693 and encodes 230 amino acids.